AUGGCACUAAAAGAACUCGAAGGACGAGCAGCACGAGAUAUCAUUAUAGUUCCGGCCGAUAAAGGAGGAGGUAUUUGCAUUCUAUCCCGAACUGACUAUGUCGCUGAAGGGAUGCGACAAUUAAAUGACAAAUCGGUGUACCGACUUCUGCCAAAAGAUAAGUCAAGACAAAUUGGAAAUGAUGUUGUUAAUCUUUGCUCAAAAAUGAAGGAAGCUGGAGUAAUAGACGAUAAAUUAGCUGAAUCAAUCCUUCCAAAAGACCCCAAACCAGGUCGCCUACGCCUCCAGCCCAAGAUACACAAAGAAAAUCACCCUAGUCGUCCCAUAAUAUCAACGAAUGGCACAGCGACAGAAAAACUUUCGGCCUAUGUAGAUUAUAAACUGACUCCGCUCAUGUCAAAUUCUUUACAUCCAACUAUCAAAUUUACCUUCGAAUGCUCAACAAACUGGAUUACGUUUUUGGAUGUUAAGGUUCAUAUCAUUAACAACAAAUUGGAAACGGAAAUCUUCAGCAAAGAAACCGACUCGCACCAGUAUCUUUCGCCAUCGUCCUGCCACCCUAAACAUGUCACUAAAAAUAUUCCAAAAAGUCUAUUCAUCAGAAUAAGAAGAACCUGUUCAACAAAUGAGUUUUUUGAUAAACAUGCAAAAAUAUUGAAAACAUACCUCACAAAGAGAAACUACAAAGAAAAUUUAGUUGACGAUGCAAUACAAUCUGCAAAAGAACUCGACAGAAAACUCCUUUUAAUCCCAAAAACUGAAACCAAAAAAGAAACUUUGCUUCCCUUCAUCACAAGCUAUCACCCGACCCAACCAAACAUUCGAAAAAUAUUUUCAGAUUACCAAUACAUUUUAGAUAACAACGAUAGACUAAAAGUAAUUUUCCCAAAACCACCAAGAUUAGCCUAUCGUAAAUGCCCCACACUAAGGGACAAAUUAGUCAGAGCAAAAUUGAAACCAGAAACUCCCGUUAAAAAGAAUCCAGGCUUUUUCAAAUGUGGCAGAAAAUCAUGUAGUACCUGCCAAUAUUCCGAAGAAAGGAAAAUUGCAACAAACAAACAGAAGACAGCAGAAAUAAGGAUUCGUCAAAAAGUUACAUGCAACUCGGAAAAUGUAAUCUACCUGAUAAGCUGCAAAAAGUGUGGCAUGCAAUACAUAGGAGAAACGGGAAGACAUUUAAAAUACCGAAUAACGGAACAUAUUAGAAGUAUAAAAACCCAAAACAAAGAUCUGGUUGUUGGCACCCAUUUCAGUCAACCGGGACAUUCGCUUAAAUAUUUUAGUGUCAUUGGCAUUGAAAAACUAUUUCAUGACCACAUUUAUCGAAAGAACAAGGAAUCCCAUUACAUUCAUCUUUUCGGGACACACGAGCCACAAGGGAUGAAUAUUAAGGAAGUUUAG
Styela clava is the source of this 1401-nucleotide messenger RNA. The record is from RefSeq and is a predicted model, not a curated record. NCBI's taxonomy places the organism in Eukaryota, Metazoa, Chordata, Ascidiacea, Stolidobranchia, Styelidae.